GGCUAUGUGAUUAUUAUUCUCCUUGGUGAAGUUUUCCCCUCCAGGUUGAAACACCCAGAGUUAGGCAAGCAUUCAUUUGGUGGAUUUCCUGUAAGGGAAGGAGUGUGAUGUUUGCUUAUCUUCAGUCUGGGAAGGACUUAGUGGUUUGAUUUGUUCUUUGUUUGUUGCUCAAGGUGACAUUUAAUGUGAUUUUAGGAACUGGGUAACAUUGUGUAAGCUAAGGUUUCCUUGGACAUCUCCUAUCUCUUUUCCUAGGCCUUCCUUCCUCUUCCCAUCCCCCUUUCACCCAUGUAGGCACCCACCCAAUUUUUCCUUCCCUUGUAAUUCAACAAAGAGCCUUUUCAGGUUUCCGGUAAAGGCUGAAAGGCAUUGUCACAGGCACCAGGAAGAUAACCAUCUAGUUAGGAAAAAAAAGGAGACUGCUGAGAUUCAAGAUGAGCUGCAUUAAAUGUAAGGGAAAGGUCAUCAGAAUGCUCCAGAGGUUCUGAUGGAAAGAUUAAUUCCAGCUGGCAAAACUGAUGGACGAGGUGGCAUUUGAAUUUGAAGAAUGGGUGGAUUUUUUUUUUUCUGUUUAAAAAAGUGUAUCUUAAAAUUUUUUGGUUAAUGAGGUAUGACAUAUGCAGGAAGGGCACUGUUUUUAUAUAUGUAUACCCCUGUGUCACUACCCCCCAAAUGAAGAUAUAGAACAUUUCCAGCACCUCUGUGCCCCUUCCCAAUCGGCACUGGAUCCUCCCGUCCCGAUAACCACUCUUCUGACUUCUAUUACCAUAAACUAGUUUUGUUGUGAAUUUCAUUUAUUUGUAAUCAUACAGUAUGUACAGUAGGAGUCUGGCUUUUUUUGUUAAUCAGUUAUUUUUGUGAGAUUCAUCCAUAUUGUAUGUAGCAGUAACUUUUUUUUUUAAAUUGCUGACUGGUAUUCCAUUGUACGUAGCUAGCAAUAUUUGUCUAUUCUGUUGAUGGGUAUUUAGGUUAUCAGUUAUCAGUUUUGGGCUUUUGUGAACAAAGCUGCAGUGUGCAUUCUUGUUCUUUUUGCAGACUCCGCAGUCAUUUCUAGCAGAGGAGUAGCUGGCUUGUACAGUAUGCAUAUGAUCAGCAACAGUAGUAGAUAUUGCCAGUUUUCCAAAGUGUGUGUAUCACUUUCGCCUUCACCAGCAAUGUAAGAAAAUUCUAGUUGACGCUUAUCCUUGUCGAAACAGAGUCUUAUCAGUCUUUCUAACUAGCUAUUUUGGCUAAAUGUGGUAUCUUAUUAAUAGUUUUUCUUACAUUGUCUCUGGUGUUGAGCACCUUCACAUAUGCUUUUUGACUGUUUCAGUGUUCUCUUUUGUGAAGUGCUUGUUCAAGUCUUUUGUGCACUUUUUAAAUUGGGCUUUUUGUCUUCUUAUGAAUUUGUAGUUCUUUAUAAAGUUUGGAUAUGGAGGUCUUUGCUACAGGCUUCGCAGAUACCUUUUCCAAGUCUGUGGCUUGCCUUUUAGUCUCGCACUGGUAUCUUUUGAUAAACAGAAAUUCUUAAUUUUAAUGUAGCGCAGUAGUUUCGUGUUUUCUUUUAUGAUUAGUACUUUUUUCAAUAAGUUUAAGAAAUCUCUGCCUACAGGGUUGGUAGGAUUUUAAGAGGCAAAUAGGAGGGAAGGGCAUUGCAAAAAAGAAGAGAGAGCAAGCUUGAGCAUAGGCCCCAGUGUCAGAGAGGGAAGGCGAAGUUGUGUUGGGCAUGGAAAGGCCUGGAGUUGGGCUGUAAGAAGGUGGAGCGAGAUAGAGCUGUAAAGAUUGGAGGGAGCAUACUGAGAAGGGCCUUCACUGCAGCCUUGGGGUCUGGACAUUAUUCUGGGGGAAGCAGAGGCACUGCCAGAAUAUUUAUGAACUCAAACAGAACUUGGUUGUCUUCCUUCCACUGCCAAAUUUGCUUUUUCUCUGCAGCCCCAUUCACUUAAUAUCACCUCCAAGACAGCUCCGGCCUACCUAGCCAGAAUCCUGGGUGAUCUCCUCCUUCUCUAUCCCUGCAUCGAACUGGUCACCAGCCGCUGCUGCCUUAUAGGAGCUCCUGAGGGUAAAGCUCGGCCAAAGCGGUGAAUUUCGGGCCCAGGAUGGUGAUGGUGAUGUCGAUGGUUUGGGCCCCGCCACUGCCUAGACUGCAUUCCUCUCUUCAGGCUCCUCUCCACCCCGUUCCUGGGCUACGACCUACCUCGGACGGUCUCUCCCAGGCCCAGGCUGCCCUGGAGGUCUGAGGCUGCCAACACCGCGGGGGGAACCUAGUGUGGGCGGAACUCGAGUGCAGCGGCGGGAGGCUUCCGGGGGAGCCGCAAGGGCAACGGGUCGGCGGAGGCAGAAAAGCGUCGGACGCCGGGCCGAUCAUGGACGCUUGACAACCUGUGGACAGGCGCCGGGAGGCCGAGGCAGCGACCGAGAGGACGGAGAGGCGGCGAGGGCAGAUCUCAAGGCCAGAGAAUGGCAGGUGAACAGAAACCCUCAAGUAACCUCCUGGAACAGUUUAUUUUACUAGCGAAAGGUACCAGUGGCUCAGCCCUCACUGCUCUCAUAAGCCAAGUCUUGGAGGCUCCUGGAGUAUAUGUCUUUGGAGAACUGCUGGAGCUGGCCAACGUGCAGGAGCUUGCAGAAGGAGCUAAUGCUGCAUAUUUGCAGUUGCUGAACCUGUUUGCCUAUGGAACAUACCCAGAUUACUUAGCCAACAAGGAGAGCCUGCCAGAACUGAGCACAGCUCAGCAGAACAAGCUGAAACACCUUACCAUCGUGAGCUUGGCGUCGAGAAUGAAGUGUAUCCCCUACUCUGUGCUGCUGAAGGACCUGGAGAUGCGGAAUCUCCGGGAACUGGAAGACCUCAUUAUUGAGGCUGUCUACACUGACAUCAUCCAGGGGAAGCUGGACCAGCGAAACCAGCUGCUGGAAGUGGAUUUCUGCAUUGGCCGUGACAUCCGAAAGAAGGAUAUCAAUAAUAUUGUCAAGACCUUGCAUGAAUGGUGCGAUGGCUGCGAAGCGGUUCUGCUAGGCAUCGAGCAGCAAGUUCUGCGAGCCAACCAGUACAAGGAGAACCACAGCCGAACUCAGCAGCAGGUAGAGGCAGAGGUUACCAACAUUAAGAAGACACUCAAAGCCACCGCCUCCUCCUCGGCUCAGGAGAUGGAGCAACAGUUGGCUGAACGGGAGUGUCCCCCUCACGCUGAGCAGAGGCAGCCCACCAAGAAGAUGUCCAAAGUGAAAGGUCUGGUCUCCAGCCGCCACUAGGGCCGGCUGGGGCAGCUGGCACUCACCAGGCCUGGGUCAGGUGGGGAGGGGACACCAAGGGCCUAUUUCCUCUCCUGUCUACCUUCAGUGAGUUCCAGACCUGCCCGUCCCCUCACCAGCGCCUCCCACCCUGUUGGUACUGUUUCAGAAGAACCGUUCAUCCUUUCUUCACCCACUCCCUCCUCCCCCAGUUGUUCCUUCAGACUCAGGGGCUCCACUGAUGCCAUCCCAUCAGGGUCAGACACUGCCCAGCUUCCCUCCAGGAGGUUCUUGUCUUUGUUUAAGGGCUUGUCUCCCUCCUAGUUUUUCUUUUGCUCCAUGUCAUUUUGUCAGGCUGGUCAUAAGCCGGAGGCAGCUUUAGCCGGCCCACAGGGAUGACUGCGAAGGAGGCUCCUCUCUGAGGGAGGAGGAGGCUGUGCCUUCUCCAGCCCCGUGCCCCACAGUACCCACGCUGGUGCAGGUGAUCUCUAGCCAGGUAUCAAAUGCUGUGUUUUCCCUCUCCUGCCUUAUCCCUUGUUGGCAGCUCCGAUCAGGCCACGGAGGGAUGUGAUGCUGGGCUAUGUUUACUAAACCUGCGGGUUUUCAGCCUCUUAAGCCCAGCUCCAAUCUCUCGUUAGUUGGGAGCACUGGGUUGACUAACCUGUGGUAUCUGCGCACCAGUGGAGGGUGCUGCGGGUCUGCUGGGUGGCAGAAGUUCCUUCCGGUUUGGUGUUCUUUGCUGGCCAUGCUUCCUGCUACCCCCUGACUACUCAGACUGGUUUUCAGUGUGAAGGCCCCAGCUGCCGCCUGGGACUGUCUGCCGACAGUUGCUCUCCCGAGAUCUUUUACCUCUCCCGGCGAUGUCCGAGCUGGGGAUGGUAGUGCCGAGGGCCCUCUGUCUGGUGAAGGACCUGCUGCUGCUUCUGUCUCUCUCUUUCCACCCCUCCUUGGCUGAUGACCCAGAGCCCUCUGAUGAUGGCAUUCUCCUGGCAAGAGAAAAGGACUUGACUAGCCUUUCUGAACUUGAACAGUUUCAGGUUAUAUUUUAAUUUUUUUUUUUUUUUUUUUGUACAGGUUCUGAUCUAAUACAUUUCAACAUGCUUUUUUUCCCCCUCGUGUCAAUAUUUGUUAUAAACUAAUCGCCGGGGAUUUUUCACCUGGUUGGAGGGCGACGUGUGUGUUUGUGUGUGUGUGUUGUUUUUUUUAAGGGGAGGUGGAGGUCCUGGACUGAUUAAAGUUCAAUGAGAGAAAAAGCACAUUUUAGAACAAAAAAUAAAAGUGUAGAUUUAAUGUAUGUGACUGUGGAGUGCGGGGUUGUGUAGCUGGUGGAUCUGGAGGGUCUGGGAUUAGGGUGGUUCAGGGAAAAUGUGACACUCUUUCAGUUCCAUGGUUAAAAAAUGGGUUUCUCCUUUUUCCAAACUGUCCAGCAGGUGUUGACUGUUGAUUGAAUGUCAGCAAAGUAUUGUUUCCCUUUUCACCCGGUCCCUGUGCCCAUCUAACCUUAUGCCCAACUGAAGAGUUUAAUUCCCAAAGUAUGUUUCAUGAAACCCCUUGACAUAUUCUCUGUGGAAAAGGGGUUUUGUUGUUAAAUAAAUUUCACACAUCCUACAUCCCA
Molecule: messenger RNA, 4828 nt
Organism: Ailuropoda melanoleuca (giant panda)
Lineage: Eukaryota; Metazoa; Chordata; Mammalia; Carnivora; Ursidae
Gene: COPS7B
Product: COP9 signalosome subunit 7B
Exons: 8
Coding region: 2440-3234 (264 amino acids)
Biological process (GO): COP9 signalosome assembly
Cellular component (GO): COP9 signalosome
Source: RefSeq, a predicted model, not a curated record